UAAACGACAGUUUAGAAAUUUUAAAUUCCAUUUACCAAAAAUGCCCUCAAUACCCGCCAAAACUACACCCCAGAUGAUAAGGUGAGUCCGUCAAUUCCUCCAAAAUAUAAGGGUAUUACCGUCACAAAGCUAUCAAAAUCCUCAGCAACGGUCGGAGGAUCAGUUUCCCUCUGACUUCUUAGUCUUUUCAACUUCCUUCCAACUUUCUCGAGAAACAAACAGGGAAAAAACCCCCAAAAAACCCUUGUGAGAGUGUAUAGCUGGAGGAGCUGAGUUCGGAAUGAUGGCGACAACGGAGAUGAUGGUGAUGAUUGAAACGGCGGUGGAGUUUCUGCUGCCAUCGUGGUGGGAGGUGAAGGUGUCGGUCGCGGCGUCGCUGUUCGUGAUCGUCGCGUAUUGGUUUUUCUUGUAUAAAACGGACGAUUUCAGUCUUGAUCGAACGUCCAGUGCCGAAAGUGCUUCGACUGUGGCCAUGGAUGACGAGGAAAAGAUAGCCAAAAUAAAAGGAGAUUCUUCAACCAAUUCUGCAUAUUUAAUUAAGUUGGAACUGUUGGCAGCUAAGAAUCUUAUUGGUGCAAACUUAAAUGGCACAUCAGAUCCUUAUGCUAUGAUCACUUGUGGUUCAGAAAAACGGUUCAGUUCCAUGAUCCCAGGUUCAAGAAAUCCUAUGUGGGGAGAGGAAUUCAAUUUUUCUGUUGAUGAGCUUCCUGUCCAGAUUACUGUGACAAUAUAUGACUGGGAUAUAAUUUGGAAAAGUGCUGUUCUUGGUUCAGUGACUGUAACAGUCGAAAGUGAAGGUCAAUCUGGUGCAGUAUGGUAUACAUUAGAUAGCCCUUCUGGUCAGGUUUGUCUCCAUAUUAAAACAGUAAAACUCUCUGGAACUUCUUCCAGGGUUAUGAAUGGGUACACUGGGGCUAAUCCUAGAAGAAGAGCUUCUUAUGAUAAACAAGGGCCAACAGUGGUUCAUCAGAAGCCAGGGCCUCUGCAAACAAUAUUUAAGCUCCUUCCGGAUGAGGUUGUUGAACGUAGUUACUCAUGUGCACUUGAAAGGUCAUUCUUGUAUCAUGGCCGUAUGUAUGUCUCUGCAUGGCACAUAUGCUUCCACUCUAACGUCUUUUCCAAGCAAAUGAAGGUGAUUAUACCAUUGGGAGAUAUUGACGAGAUACGUAGGAGUCAGCAUGCAUUCAUUAAUCCUGCUAUAACAAUUAUUCUUCGUAUGGGUGCUGGUGGGCAUGGUGUACCUCCCUUAGGGAGCCCUGAUGGUAGAGUCAGAUAUAAGUUUGCAUCAUUUUGGAACAGGAAUAAUGCAUUGAGAGCAUUGCAACGGGCAGUAAAUAACUACCACACAAUGUUAGAAGCUGAGAAGAAGGAGAGGGCAGAAUCAGCACUGCGGGCACAUAGUAGUUCUAUCAGAAGUAGUAUUAGGGAGCCUAAGGUUUCUCAAGAUAAUGUGUGCAAACCUGAAAAGAUUCAAGCAUUUGUCAAAGAAGAGGCUCUUGUUGGUAUACACAAUAGUGUUUUACCUUGCACAGCUGAACAGUUCUUUACUCUAAUUUUAAGUGAUGAUUCUAGUUUCACAAAAGAGUAUCGCUCACAGCGGAAGGAUACUAAUCUUAAUAUUGGACAGUGGCAUGCGGCAGAUGAAUAUGAUGGUCAAGUAAGAGAGAUAACAUAUAGAUGUCUCUGUACCAAUCCCAUGUGUCCCCCGGACACAGGCAUGACAGAGUACCAGCAUGCAGUUCUAUCACCAGAUAAGAAAACACUUGUUUUUGAGACGGUACAACAGGCACAUGAUGUUCCAUUUGGAUCUUACUUUGAGAUUCACUGUCGGUGGUGUCUAGAGACCAAUAUUGAAAGCACAUGUGCCUUGGAUAUUAAAGUGGGUGCACAUUUUAAGAAAUGGUGUGUGAUGCAGUCCAAAAUCAAGUCAGGGGCUGUUAGUGAGAACAAGAAAGAGUUGGAGAUGAUGGUAGAUAUGGCUGGUUCAUAUGUCAAGUCAUGCACUUCCGGGGGUGAGACAAGCAAGUCAUUGCCAUCACCAUCGCCGUUGCCCUCUUCCUCUGUAACACAAGAUUUGUAAAUAAUAUUGUUCUCAUAUUUUUUCGGUUCAGUGUUGUACUGUUCUCUUGCAACUGCCCUUGAUCUCUCUGUGCUUCAUUUCGCCUUUUUCUCUGCUUAGAAAUAGUGUGAUGUAGAUUUUGAUAGUUAAAGAAUAUAUAUGAUCAAAUUUGAGCUGUUGUACACA
Messenger RNA from Mangifera indica (mango), 2245 nucleotides. Its product is annotated as BAG-associated GRAM protein 1-like. The transcript has 18 exons. Lineage: Eukaryota; Viridiplantae; Streptophyta; Magnoliopsida; Sapindales; Anacardiaceae. Bases 281 to 2080 code for a protein of 599 amino acids. The record is from RefSeq and is a predicted model, not a curated record.